AUGUCUACUAAUUCAUCGAACCCUAAUGAGGUUAUGGAGAAAGUCCAAGACUUGAAAAUAGAUGAUUCAAAACCAAAGGUAGAUUCCGAGGAACAACCGGAAGCUGAAAGUGAUGGUGAAAGUGCUACCGAUGGUGCACAGAAGAAGAAGAAGAAGAAGAAGAGUAAGAAGAAGAAGAAGAUCACAGCCAUUGAUAACCUGUAUCCCGAUGGAGUUUUUCCGGAAGGAGAAUGGCAAGAAUAUCCUUUAGACGUGAACAGUUAUCGUACUACUUCCGAAGAAAAGAGGUAUUUAGAUAGGCAGCAAAAUAACCAUUGGCAAGACUUCCGUAAAGGUGCUGAGAUACAUAGAAGGGUCCGUCACAAGGCCCAAUCGAGUAUUAGACCGGGAAUGAAUAUGACUGAGAUUGCAGAUCUUAUUGAGAAUUCUGUCAGAAGCUAUGCGAACAACGACCACACGUUAAAGGCCGGUAUUGGGUUCCCAACCGGGUUAUCGUUGAACCAUGUUGCGGCCCAUUACACCCCGAAUGCUGGGGACAAGACUGUGUUGAACUACGAAGAUGUCAUGAAAGUCGAUAUUGGGGUUCAUGUCAAUGGUCAUAUUGUAGAUUCGGCCUUCACAUUAACGUUUGACGAUAAGUACGACAGCUUAUUGAAGGCGGUCAAGGAGGCCACAAACACCGGGGUCAAAGAAGCCGGAAUUGAUGUCAGGUUGAACGAUAUCGGAGAAGCCAUCCAAGAAGUUAUGGAAUCAUACGAAAUGGAAUUGAACGGUAAGACUUAUCCGAUCAAGUGCAUCCGUAACUUAAACGGCCACAACAUCGGUGACUACUUGAUCCAUUCGGGUAAGACUGUUCCUAUCGUCCCUAAUGGUGACAUGACCAAGAUGGAAGAAGGUGAAACUUUUGCUAUCGAAACUUUUGGAUCCACCGGGAACGGUUACGUCUUGCCACAAGGAGAAUGCUCCCAUUACGCCAAAAACCCGGGCACCGACGACAUCGUGGUCCCUGGUGAUAAGGCUAAGUCAUUAUUGAACGUUAUCAACGAAAACUUCGGCACUUUGCCGUGGUGUCGUAGAUAUUUGGACAGAUUGGGCCAAGACAAAUACUUGUUGGCUUUGAACCAGUUGGUCCGCGCCGGCAUUGUCCAAGAUUACCCUCCCAUCGUCGAUAUCAAGGGCAGUUACACCGCCCAGUUUGAACACACCAUCUUAUUGCACCCUCACAAAAAGGAAGUUGUUUCUCGUGGUGAUGACUACUAA
Messenger RNA from Debaryomyces hansenii CBS767, 1260 nucleotides. RefSeq names its product methionine aminopeptidase. The coding region runs from base 1 to 1260 and encodes 419 amino acids. The transcript has a single exon. Gene Ontology annotation, molecular function: metalloaminopeptidase activity. NCBI's taxonomy places the organism in Eukaryota, Fungi, Ascomycota, Pichiomycetes, Serinales, Debaryomycetaceae. Gene Ontology annotation, biological process: proteolysis. The record is from RefSeq and is a predicted model, not a curated record.